Marasmius oreades (fairy-ring Marasmius) is the source of this 1689-nucleotide messenger RNA. It is a transcript of the gene MCM5, whose product is annotated as minichromosome maintenance protein 5. Gene Ontology annotation, molecular function: ATP binding; DNA replication origin binding; single-stranded DNA helicase activity. Gene Ontology annotation, biological process: DNA replication initiation; DNA replication; double-strand break repair via break-induced replication. The record is from RefSeq and is a predicted model, not a curated record. Gene Ontology annotation, cellular component: nucleus; MCM complex. Lineage: Eukaryota; Fungi; Basidiomycota; Agaricomycetes; Agaricales; Marasmiaceae. The transcript is spliced from 10 exons. Bases 1 to 1689 code for a protein of 562 amino acids.
AUGUAUCCUCGCGCAGGAUUAGGAGGCAUAGGGUCCGGAUCUGAUAGAGGAUUACCAAGAGUUUGUGAUGCGCCAGUACCAGAAGGGCAGAAAAAAGAUUGCGGGUUGGACCCUUACCUCAUCAUCCAUUCCAAAUCCACAUUCGCAGAUCAACAAACUCUAAAACUGCAAGAGGCUCCUGAUAUGGUUCCAGUUGGAGAGCUUCCAAGGCACAUGCUUCUCUCUGUCGACAGACAUUUGUGCGGUCAGGUUGUCCCUGGAUCAAGAAUCGUUGCUACAGGCAUCUACUCUACAUUCCAAAACAAGAACAAAAGAGAUGGCCCCUCUGCACUUCAAAAGCCUUACCUCAGGGUGGUCCACCUUGAGUUUGACUCCCCUACUGCUGGAGGUGGGGGUUCAAACCCAUUCGGUGUGCAAUUCACUCCUGAGGAGGAAGAAGAAUUCAACGAGAUGGCUCGGAGCGACGGUUUCUAUGAACGUUUUGCGCGAAGUGUAGGCCCCAGUAUCUAUGGGAGUCUUGAUAUCAAGAAAGCGGUUGCAUGUCUCUUAUUUGGUGGCUCUAAAAAGGUUUUACCGGAUGGAAUGAGGUUACGAGGGGAUAUCAACGUUUUACUUUUAGGUGAUCCUGGUACCGCCAAAUCUCAACUCCUCAAAUUUGUGGAGAAGGUUGCUCCGAUUGCCGUUUAUACCUCAGGCAAAGGUUCGAGCGCUGCUGGUCUGACCGCGUCGGUUCAGCGGGAUUCUGUUUCGAGGGAGUUCUAUCUGGAAGGUGGAGCAAUGGUUCUUGCCGAUACGGGGGUGGUAUGUAUCGAUGAGUUCGAUAAGAUGCGGGACGAGGAUCGUGUAGCCAUACAUGAAGCCAUGGAGCAGCAAACUAUCUCCAUCGCUAAAGCUGGGAUCACGACGGUUCUAAAUUCUCGAACCAGCGUGCUUGCUGCGGCUAAUCCCGUAUUCGGGCGAUAUGAUGAAGGGCGGAGUCCAGGAGAAAAUAUAGAUUUUCAAACGACCAUUCUGUCUCGAUUCGACAUGAUUUUUAUCGUCAAAGAUGAGCACAACGAGGCUCGUGACAGGUCCAUCGCAAAACAUGUCAUGAAUAUACACAUGAAUCGACCGACUGAAAACGCAGAAUCAUAUGUUGAAGGGGAGUUGAGUUUGGAGAAAAUGAAGCGUUACAUCGCUUAUUGCAAAGCGAAAUGCGCUCCACGGUUAUCCCCCGAUGCACAGGAGAUGCUCAGUAGUCAUUUUGUCAGUUUACGGCAGCAGGUACAACAAGUUGAAAGAGACAAUGAUGAGCGCAGCUCUAUACCCAUAACCGUCCGACAACUGGAGGCCAUCAUUAGAAUUUCUGAAUCUCUGGCGAAGAUGACUCUUUCCCCAGUCGUCCAGAAUCACCAUGUAGAGGAGGCCAUACGUCUAUUCAAAUUUUCUACGAUGGAUGCAGUUUCCGCAGGCUCUGCUGACGGUCUAUCCCGUGGUGAGCUUAGUGAAGAGAUGACACGUAUAGAAAAGGAACUGCGAAGACGUUUGCCUAUUGGCUGGAGUACAAGUUACCAAAGCCUUGUGAAAGAGUUUGUCACAACUCAAGGAUUUUCAAAUCAUGCCCUGGAAAGAACGCUAUUCAUUUUGGAGAAGAGGGAAGUCAUAAGGUUUUCUGGCCAGAAAAAGGUCGUCCAUCGUGUUGGAGUUUAG